This is a messenger RNA of Sycon ciliatum, 525 nucleotides long. RefSeq lists its product as uncharacterized. The transcript has a single exon. Bases 1 to 525 code for a protein of 174 amino acids. The record is from RefSeq and is a predicted model, not a curated record. NCBI's taxonomy places the organism in Eukaryota, Metazoa, Porifera, Calcarea, Leucosolenida, Sycettidae.
AUGGCCCGCGCCCUGCUGUUUGCUUGUCUGGCCGCUCUGGUCCUUCAGCUAUGUCAAAGCAAGGCGCAACAAGAUAAUAGUCCAUUCCGCCCCGGCUUCAGCGGGGGUGCGUUCGGUGGUGCCGCGGAGGAGGCAAUCGGGAACGCGUUUGAUGCAAUUGGCGACGGAGUGGGUAAUGCUGGUGGCGAGGCGGCGGGUGGAAUCGGCAACGCGUUUUUUGAUGCAGUUAGCGACGGACUGGGUAAUGCUGGUGGCGAUGUGGCGGGUGGAAUCAGCAACGCGUUUGAUGCAGUUGGCGACGAACUGGGUAAUGCUGGUGGCGAUGUGGCGGGUGGAAUCGGCGACGCGCUUGGUGCAAUUGGCGAUGGGUUGGGAAAUAUCGGAGACGGGACCGAUGUGCUUAAUAAGGUUCCUGCCAAUCAAUUGGACUUACUUGUAUUGUCUUCGGCACCGUCCGUCCAUGCCCGUUUUGGCCAGGUUCUGACUCUGCUAGGCAGUGGCUGUGUGGCGUAUAUUAUACUGUAA